AUGUACAAAGUCCGCGAUACCGACCCCCGCGACGGCAACAACGAGACGUGGAAGUUAGCGAAGCGCAUCGACCCCGGUGUCGUCCGCACAUACUGGGACAAGGUCACGGCCAGAACCGGCAUGACGCAGCGCGCCUGGCUCUCCCGCGUGCGUUUCAAGUACCGUGUCGAGCUCGCCAAGUUAGAGAACCGAAAGGCCGGUGCCACCGCCACCACCAAGAAGCGCAAGCGCCGUAUUGUCGAGGAAGACGAGGAUAGUGACUACAAGCCGCCGGGUGCUUGA
Colletotrichum aenigma is the source of this 282-nucleotide messenger RNA. RefSeq lists its product as uncharacterized. The transcript has a single exon. NCBI's taxonomy places the organism in Eukaryota, Fungi, Ascomycota, Sordariomycetes, Glomerellales, Glomerellaceae. The record is from RefSeq and is a predicted model, not a curated record. Bases 1 to 282 code for a protein of 93 amino acids.